CCCAAAGAUUCGUGCUCUCCACUUCACAUAUGCCCCCCAGGGCCCCAGUUCCACAGACAGGUUCGAGAGGAGGAGGGUCGGACUGGAUCCUGAGAUAACGUUGAGGAGGCAGCGCGCAAUGGACAAUAGGAGGGGCGGCCACUUUUUCGGAGCCAUUUGCUAACGGCUUCAAGUGACAAGUUGCCCAUUGGCCAACCAGCACAGCCCACGCUAUCUGGGGGCUCUCAGGCUUUCUCAAUCGCCCGGCUGGGGCGUACGCCUAUGUCUCGGUGGCACGGUGGAGAGCAGGGUGACAUCCCAUUGCUGUGGUUCUCGUCUCCCCCAGGUCACGGUCGCUGGCGACGGGGUCUCGUCCAAAUCCACUUCGUUACGACUGCGACUGCGACGACUUGCCCUUUCUUCGGCCGAAUAUGGGUUUGUACCCGUGCCUGGGUUCCUCGUUAGUGCAUCAUGCAUACCGGAAAGCUGUCCGCAGCCAGCCCGCCUACCUCACCAGGUACCUCGUCCUCAGCUCGCCCAGACAGUAUUAGUCCUCCGUACGAAUACAGAGGAGUAGACUCAACGACGGGGAAGGUUUCGCUCGUUCCCGCUGGCCUGCCCUAGGACUUGGUACGUAUCGAAGCACGACCAAAAGCCAAAUCGCCUCCAUCCCUCCCCCAAGUCGUAUGCAACAAGUAACGGGGGUUGCUGCCAGGAUAGCCUGCCAUAUCCUGUCCUUGCCAAGAUCUGCGUCUGUCGCCCGUCGAGAGGGGGGCAAAGUUGGAUAGACCAGCUUGAUACUCAAUCGGCCCUGGACCCUCAUCUCUCCCUCCUUCACUUGUGUGUAAUUUUCCAUCGUCAACCAGGUGCAGCCUAUCGGCUUUCCAUGCAUGACUGGAUCCGCUUGCCGCCCUUGACAAGAACCCUUAGUCCUUGCGCGCCUGUUCCUGUCCUCUCGAUCGGCAUUUCCUUCAUAAACCUCCCCCUUCCCCCGUCUGAUCUGGUUUGUCUCGUGCUCGACAGCCAUCCCUCUCCGUCAUUUCUAUUCUUCUCGGGCCCUCCUCCCGCAGCAUUCAUUUGUAACAGACACUAUUUGUCUGUGUAACCCCACAAAGCCGCGAAAUCCAUCGCCAUGGCUGCACCAGAAGGGGUUGUGCCUACCAAGGUCGAGGCCGAUGAGAAGGCCACCGGUGGCCUUCCUGGCUACGACACCGGCAGUGGACAGGAGAUCCGAGGUGAUAUCAGCGAGGACAGCUGGGCAACACGCAAUGGUCUGAACUUGAAAUCCUUCACGAAGAAGGAUUACGGUCGCGGCAUCGUCGAACUCGACCGCGCUAUGAGCUCUCGCCAUCUCCACAUGAUUGCCAUUGGCGGUUCCAUUGGUGCUGGUUUCUUCGUCGGUUCCGGUGGUGCUCUGAGCAAGGGUGGUCCCGGAUCGCUCUUGAUCGACUUCCUUCUCGUGGGUAUCAUGAUGUUCAACGUCGUGUACGCUCUUGGUGAACUCGCUGUUAUGUAUCCCGUCUCUGGUGGCUUCUACACGUACUCGACUCGCUUCAUCGAUCCUUCCUGGGGUUUUGCCAUGGGCUGGAACUAUGUCUUCCAGUGGGCCAUCGUGCUACCGCUUGAGCUGACGGUCUCUGGUCUUGUUGUCGCAUACUGGAAUGACACUGUCAACGUGGCCGUCUGGAUUACACUUUUCCUCGUCGUCAUUAUCAUCAUCAACAUUUUCGGAUCUAUCGGAUACGCCGAGGAAGAGUUCUGGUCGUCGUGCCUCAAGCUCGGAGCUACUGUCGUCUUCAUGAUCAUCUGCCUCGUCCUUGUCCUCGGUGGCGGACCGUCUAGCGGUAGAUACAGCGAGUACCAGGGUGCGAAGACCUGGUAUGACCCAGGCGCAUUCCGCAACGGUUUCAAGGGAUUCUGCUCCGUCUUUGUCACGGCCGCUUUCUCGUUCUCCGGUACCGAGUUGGUUGGUCUUGCUGCCGCCGAGGCCAAGAACCCCGUCAAGUCGCUUCCCGGUGCCAUCAAGCAGGUGUUCUGGCGUAUCUCGCUCUUCUACAUCUUGGGCCUCUUCUUCGUCGGUCUGUUGAUUCCUUCCGACGACCCUGCGCUGCUCUCCGAGUCUGCCUACUCUGACGUCAAGGCCUCUCCUUUCGUGUUGGUCGGCAAGUACGCCGGUCUCGUGGGCUUCGACCACUUCAUGAACGUGGUUAUCCUCGUCUCUGUCGUGUCGAUCGGUGUGUCUGGUGUUUACGGUGGUUCGCGUACCCUCACUGCCCUGGCCCAGCAGGGCUACGCGCCCAAGAUCUUCACCUACAUUGACAGAUCAGGACGCCCUCUGCCUUCCGUGCUGGCGGUCAUCAUUUUCUCACCCUUGGCGUAUAUCAACCUCAGCGCGAGCGGCCCGGUUGUGUUUGACUGGUUGUUGGCUCUUUCCGGCUUGGCUGCGGUCUUCACCUGGGGAUCCAUUUGCUUGGCGCACAUCCGCUUCCGCAAGGCGUGGGCCUACCACGGUCACACUGUCGACGAGAUCCCGUUCAAGGCCAUUGGUGGCGUUACCGGCUCUUGGAUCGGACUUUUCCUCUGCUUCAUCGUGCUUGCUGCUCAGUUCUACACUGCUAUUGCACCCCCUGGCACGACCGAGCUCAACGACGCUGAAGGCUUCUUCAAGUCGUAUCUCGCCCUCCCUGUUGUCAUCGUGUUCUGGCUUGGUGGUUUCUUCUGGAAGCGCACUGGCUGGCUCCGUACCGCCCAGAUGGAUGUCGACACUGGCCGACGUGAGCUUGACUGGGACGAGAUCCACGCGUACCGUGCACACAUCGCCUCGCUUCCCGCAUGGAGGCGCGCUCUCCACAAGGUGUGGUAAACGAUUUUGGUGAUUGCCAGAGGAGAAACCGCGUGUUGCCGCGUUCAUGUAUAUUUUAAUUAAAAUCCUGCGUUGAGGAUGACCGGGAUGGGACUACCGUCCUGGUAAUUGUUAGCAAAAUGAAGAUACCACAAGUGCUUUUACAUCAAAACUGCGUCGUACUUGUAUCCUAGCACGCGUUGGAAGUACCUAUUGCAAUCCAUGGUCUGACUGGUUGCUGGCUCGGACAACAACAAGGGGAUUGUGUGUGUAUUCCGCCGUAAAACGCUCAAACAAAGAGAUCUGGUUGGCAUCUCUGGAGCUGUGGAUUAUGGCGCAGUUAUAAGCCCAGAAGCUGUGCGGCCAACCAAGAGAAUGCCAAGGGCUAGUGCGUGCCUUAUCUAGGAGAGCAGCGGCAGUUCAGCAGUGGCCCUUGCCAACAGCAGCGAUAACACAAGGUAGGUAGGCGAGCGUUGUUGGUGAAGAUAAGGACGACCAGCCCAGAAGAGCAGGUGAUGCCCGAUUGUCGGACAGCGGUAACUGGAGAUGGUUGGUCCGGAUUGUUGGAUAUCUCUCGGCGUAGGGGUUUCAUAGUCAACUGAUAGGUCUUGGGAAGAAGUCCUAGCCGGAUUCAGUGACCCAUCCCGAGGAACUGACAGGGUCAGAAGAACACCUAACAAGAUCGGGAUGCGGUAUCGGGCGGCAGCAGGGUGGUUAUGAGGGUCUGUGGGGAUUUCUGGAUUGCUUGAUCGAUCUGUUCAAUAAGACAAUCAGAUAGAUGUUGUUGCGGUGGUGAGUAUUAGACGUUUCUGUUAGAGGUCGUUCCCGUCCUUGUUAAAGGCAGCCGGGCGGGCAAUGGCGAAGUCGAACGGAGUAUCCCCGGGCCGGAAAGGUUUGAUGGAAUGGAAUGGAAUGGAAUAUUCCCAGGUUUUCGAGGGAAGGAACAAUUGCGUGAAUGGCAUACCAGGAAAGAGCCUUGCUCUGGUUCCUCCAUCGUGGCCUUUGACCUUACAAAAAGAUCAAAAAGACGGCUGUUGGGGUUCAUUUAAACGACGCUCAAUCUGCGUGACAGGGUGACAAGAACGCCUUAGCACACCAUACAUAGCGUUGACUGCAUGUCAUUUCGGCGCCCUUUGACACACG
Molecule: messenger RNA, 3964 nt
Organism: Colletotrichum scovillei
Lineage: Eukaryota; Fungi; Ascomycota; Sordariomycetes; Glomerellales; Glomerellaceae
Product: amino acid permease
Exons: 4
Coding region: 1112-2842 (576 amino acids)
Biological process (GO): amino acid transmembrane transport
Cellular component (GO): membrane
Molecular function (GO): amino acid transmembrane transporter activity
Source: RefSeq, a predicted model, not a curated record